AUGAAUAAUUACGAAGAAAAUAAAAUAAUGGCUCAUCGGCAACAUGUUAAAUAUUUUAUGCGGUUUUUAAAUGUUUUACCUUCGUCUCUGUCCUCUCACGAUACAACCAGAGUAACGAUUGCAUAUUUUGCUGUAUCUGGCUUGGAUAUUCUGGGUGCAAUCUCAACAAUGACAUUAGACUUGAGGUCAAGGAUAAUAGAAUGGAUUUACAGACUGCAAGUACACCCUAAUAAGGAAAAUGGUGACAUGUCCAUGUGCGGUUUUCAAGGUUCAUCAACAGUAAACAUAGACUUGCAGGAGAACAAUCACUUUCGAUGUGGUCAUCUUGCCAUGACGUACACGGGUCUCUGUAUUUUACUGGCUUUAGGAGACGACCUGUCUAGAGUUAAUAGGAAAGCAUUAGUUGAAGGUGUAAAAGCAUUACAAACAGAGGAAGGUAAUUUCGCGGCUACGCUCUCAGGGUGCGAGUCGGACAUGCGUUUCGUGUAUUGCGCCGCGUGCAUCAGUUAUAUGCUCGAUGACUGGUCAGGAUUCAACAUCGAGAGGGCUACCGACUAUAUUAUUAAAUCAAUAGGUUAUGACUACGGGAUCGCUCAGUGUCCCGAAUUAGAGUCCCACGGUGGCACAACCUUUUGUGCACUAGCUACAUUGAGCCUUACCGACCAACUGGAUAAACUGUCCGAACAACAGGUUGAAGGGCUGAAAAGAUGGCUGCUCUUCAGACAGGUCGACGGCUUCCAGGGCAGGCCCAACAAACCAGUUGACACCUGCUACAGUUUCUGGGUAGGAGCUUCACUAAAAAUACUAGAUACUCUACAGUAUACUAACUAUGGAAGCAAUAGAAAAUACGUUUACGAAACUCAGGACACAGUUGUUGGUGGUUUCUCAAAGUGGCCCGACACUUGUACGGACCCUAUGCACACAUACCUAGGGUUAGCUGGACUCAGUUUGAUAGGAGAGAGUGGCCUUUUAGAAAUAGAACCUACUUUAAAUAUAACUAAGAGGGCCUAUAACCACUUAAAAUCGGUACACGUAAAGUGGCAGAAUGAAUGA
This is a messenger RNA of Arctia plantaginis, 1053 nucleotides long. Lineage: Eukaryota; Metazoa; Arthropoda; Insecta; Lepidoptera; Erebidae. The record is from the annotation of a GenBank genome assembly.